ACACUUUUGUGGGGAAGUGGCAAGUAGCUGCAGGGAGAGCUGACUUUCAUGUGUCUUUCAGCACAUUAGCAUCCAUGGGAACAUUGAGUGUGAGCCCUGUUCCCAGAUGUCUUCUACUAAUGCUCCUAGGCUGGUCAGGGCUGAAGCAUUAUGAAGUGAAUGCAGCUCAACUCAGAGAGCACCAUAUAGCUGCUCAGCUGGCAAACUGGGAUUACAGCCCUCAAACUGAGGGGCUAUCCAGAUUAUCAGAGUCAGAUCUUGCAUUUAAAAAAAUUGUUUAUAGAGAAUAUGAAGUAGAUUUCAAACAAGAAAAACCAAGAGAUGAGCUCUCAGGGCUUCUUGGGCCAACCCUGCGUGCUGAAGUGGGAGACAUCCUCCUCAUUGAUUUCAGGAAUUUUGCUAACAAGCCAGUGAGCAUUCACCCACAGAGUGCUGUGUACAACAAAUGGUCGGAAGGUUCCUCAUACUCUGAUGGGACAUCAACUAUACAAAGACUGGAUGAUGCUGUGCCUCCUGGCCAGUCAUUCAGAUAUGUGUGGAACAUCACUGCAGAAACUGGGCCAAAACAAGCUGAUCCUCCCUGUCUCACUUAUGCCUACUACUCACAUGUAAAGAUGGUGCAAGACUUUAAUUCUGGUCUCAUUGGUGCUUUGCUGAUAUGUAAAGAAGGAAGCUUGAAUGCAGAUGGGACACAGAAACUAUUCAACAGAGAAUAUGUGCUGAUGUUUGCUGUGUUUGAUGAAAGCAAGAACUGGUACAAAAAUGCCUCUGUCCAAUACACAAUUAAUGGGUAUGCUAAUGGAACAUUGCCAGAUAUUCAGGCAUGUGCUUAUGAUCAUAUUAGUUGGCAUUUAAUAGGAAUGAGUUCCACUCCUGAGAUCUUCUCUGUCCACUUCAAUGGACAAACCUUGGAACAAAACCACUACAAAGUGUCAACCAUCAACCUUGUUGGAGGUGCCUCAGUAACAGCCAACAUGUCAGUGAGCAAGACAGGAAAAUGGCUAAUAUCUUCCCUGGUUGCAAAGCAUCUACAAGCUGGAAUGUAUGGUUAUCUAAAUAUCAAAGACUGUGGAAACCCAGACACUUUAACAAAGAGGUUAUCCUUUAGAGAACUGAGGAUGAUUAAGAACUGGGACUAUUUCAUUGCUGCAGAAGAAAUCACCUGGGAUUAUGCUCCAGAAAUUCCUAGCAGUGUUGACAGAAAAUAUAAAACUCAGUAUCUGGAAAAUUUUUCAAAUCUUAUUGGCAAGAAAUACAAAAAGGCAGUCUUCCGGCAAUAUAAAGACAACAGCUUCAGUAAACACACAUACACCACUUGGCCCAAAGAACGUGGGAUUCUGGGCCCUGUUAUCAGAGCGGAAGUCAGAGAUACGAUAAACAUUGUAUUCAAAAAUAUGGCAAGUCGACCUUACAGUAUUUAUGUGCAUGGAGUUUCAGUUUCAAAAGAUGCAGAAGGAGCUGUUUAUCCUUCAGAUUCCAAAGAGAAUAUAACUCAGGGCAAAGCAGUUCAACCAGGAGAAGUCUACAUAUAUAAGUGGACUGUGCUUGACACGGAUGAACCCACAGCAAAGGAUUCUCAGUGUGUUACCAGGUUAUAUCACAGUGCUGUGGAUAUGACAAGAGAUAUUGCUUCAGGACUGAUUGGGCCACUUUUGGUUUGUAAACGCAAGGCACUCGACAGCAAGGGGGUACAGAAAAAAGCUGAUGUUGAACAGCAUGGUGUCUUUGCAGUAUUUGAUGAAAACAAGAGCUGGUACUUGGAGGACAAUAUCAAGGAAUACUGCAGCAAUCCCUCCACUGUUAAGAGAGAUGACCCCAAAUUCUACAAUUCCAAUGUUAUGUACACACUCAAUGGCUACGCAUCUGAUAGAACAGAUAUUCUGGGGUUUUGUCAGUCUGAAAUUGUUGAAUGGCACCUCACCAGUGUAGGUACAAUGGAUCAGAUUAUUCCAGUACAUAUUUCUGGUCACACCUUCCUAAACAAGGGAAAACAUCAAGAUAUUUUAAAUCUUUUCCCCAUGAGUGGUGAAUCUGCUACUGUAACCAUGGACAAUAUUGGGACCUGGCUUCUGUCAUCAUGUGGCUCCUCUGAGAUGAGCAAUGGCAUGAGACUGAGAUUUUUGGAUGCCAGGUGUGACAAUGAAGAUGAUGGAAUAGGAGAAGAGGAAGGAGAUAGUAAAGAAGUUAUUGUUGUCAGUUUAAGUUCAUCAGAAGUAACAGAAAAAAAAGAAAAGGACCACAGAAGUGUAGUAUCAGAAAAAGAAACAGAUGAGAUAGCAAAAGAAUUGGGAUUAUUAGAUGAAGAGGGUAAUGAAGAAAGGUCAGGCAAGGAACAGGUGGAUGAGGAUGAAGAACAACUAAUGAUAGCUUCAAUGCUUGGGCUUCGCUCAUUUAAUGGGUCAGCUGCUGAAGAAGAAGAAUUGAAUCUCACAGCUCUAGCUAUGCAAGAAGAUGCUUACACUUAUGGUACCGUAUCUUUAAACUCUCAUCUAGUGUUGAUAAACAGCAGUGAUGCUGUGCAUGGUAAUGAAGAGUUGGGAACUCAAAAUAACUCUUAUGUAACUGCAUCUGAGACCAUCUAUCCUAAUUAUACAUCUUCGGCAGAAGAAAUUUUAGUUUCAAAUAUCACUGCAGUGAUUGGCAUCUUGCCAUCUGAGAAAGGCCAAAAUGAAGAGAAUAUUACUCGAAUUUCAGAUAGCUACAGGGAAAUGCUUGCUGCUGAAUACUUUGAAACAGAUGGAGGAGUCCAGAGCAAAGAUACAGGAGAAUUAUUGAAUGAUAGCAAGAAUGAUACCAACGUGUCUAUUGAAAUAAUCUCUUCCUUGAAGGAGCAAGAAGAAAAUACAUUUGAAAAAGAUACUUGGGAUAAAAAGAGAGAAAGACAAGUUCUGACAGAGGCGACUUUGCAUGCUCUUAAAGAGAUGUAUGCUCUACUUUUUCAUGUACAACAAAAGAGAAAUCUGUCUGCUUUGAACAUACCAACUGAGGACAUGAAAUUUCUUUCUAGUGAAGAAAAUUAUUCUACCAUAGAUAACUCAAAAACCAAUUACUUUUCAUAUGUUUAUGAUUAUGAAGAAGAAGCAGCAGCAGCAGCAGCAGCAAAUGGGUCUUCCAAAGUUACAACAAAUAUAACUUUGGCUGAAGAAGAGACAGUGGAAAACAUUGGUUCUGAGCGAAACCUUGUUUUUGUACCUUCUAAAGUACAACAAUCUGAAAAUUUGACUUCAGAUACUACAUUAGAUAAUAUUGUUUCUUCAACAGUUUCGAAGACUACAAAGACUUGGGAAGGUUCAUCUCACCAGAAACAGAAAUGCCUCUCUAAAAAGACAGAUAAGGAAUGGAAUGUUGUCCGCAAGAAAGAAAGUUAUGAUAUAUCAGCUGACCUCACUAAUGAUGUUGGCAAUACAUUCCAGAACAGCACCAGAAAUACCUCAUUCUAUCAAGAAAAUGCCAUGUUCCCUGGCGAGAGAAAAAAGAAGACAUAUAACCAUAAUGCCCAACUUGAGUUAGGCCACCCAGGAAUUGGUAAUGAACGUGAAGCCGAGAAUAUAGCAAGAGAUGAAAACUGCACUAUCAAUGUAUCUCAACCUUUUCUAAAAGUCCAACGAAAGAAAAAAAAGCCAACUGUAUUGACUCCAAGGACUUCUAAGCCUUUGGUAUCACCUGGAAAACUCCAGAGCCCCCAAUUUUCCAAUAAACCCAACAACACAAAGCUGCUAAAUGAGGCCAAUUUGACACAAAAACAGGAUAAGCCAAUUGUUACAAUAGGUCUUCCAGUGGAAGAUGGUGACUAUCAGGAAUAUGAGAUAGAUAAUAUAGACUAUGAUGAGAGUAGUAGUGGUUCACUUGAAUAUGAGUUCAUGCAUUAUGAUAAUCCAUAUACCACAGAUUCUCGCCUUGACAGUAAUGGUGCACGUAAUCCUGAUGACAUAGCUGGACACUACCUACGUGCUAUCAACCGAGGAAAUAUAAGGAGGUACUACAUUGCAGCUGAAGAAGUUUUGUGGGACUACUCAUCAUUGAGAAAAAGUACAGUGAGAAGUCGCCCAGCCAGGACCACAUUUAAAAAAGCUAUUUUCCGAAGUUAUCUUGAUGAUACUUUCCAGACACCUAACACUGGAGGGGAAUAUGAAAAACAUCUUGGUAUGCUGGGUCCUGUCAUUAGGGCUGAAGUGGAUGAUGUAAUCCAAGUUCAGUUCAAAAAUUUGGCCUCUAGACCAUACUCACUUCAUGCCCAUGGCCUUCUUUAUGAGAAAUCUUCUGAAGGCAGAAGCUAUGAUGACCAGUCUCCUGAGUUUUUCAAGAAGGAUGAUGCAAUCAUGCCAAAUGGCACAUACACAUAUGUCUGGCAUGUCACCAAACGGUCAGGGCCAACGCACAAUAAGAAAAUAUGUAGAUCAUGGGCCUAUUACUCUGGUGUAAAUCGGGAAAAAGAUAUUCACUCUGGCUUGAUUGGACCUAUUUUGAUCUGCCAGAAAGGCAUGAUUGACAGAUAUAACAGGCCAAUAGAUGUGAGAGAAUUUGUCCUGUUAUUUAUGAACUUUGAUGAGGAGAGAAGCUGGUACUUUGAAAAAUCUGACAAAAGGACUCACACAGAGAAACUCUUAGGAGUCAAAUCACGCCACACAUUUCCUGGAAUUAAUGGGGUCCCCCACCAGUUGCAGGGCUUGAAGAUGUACAAAGAUGAGAAUGUCCAUUGGCAUUUGCUGAACAUGGGGGGGCCCAAAGACAUCCAUGUUGUUCAUUUUCAUGGUCAGACAUUCACUGAAGAGGGAAGGGAAGAUAAUCAACUUGGGGUCCUUCCUCUUCUUCCUGGUUCAUUCACCACCAUUGAAAUGACACCAUCCAAAACUGGCACAUGGCUUUUAGAAACAGAAGUUGGUGAAUAUCAGGAAGGAGGGAUGCAGGCUUCCUUUACUGUCUUUGAUAAAGAUUGUAAAUUACCAAUGGGUCUGGCAAGUGGGAUAAUACAAGACUCACAAAUCAGUGCUUCAGGUCAUGUAGGAUAUUGGGAGCCUAAGCUAGCAAGACUGGAUAAUGCUGGAAGAUAUAACGCUUGGAGCAUCAUGAAGAAGGAAAAUGAACAUCCAUGGAUCCAGGUGGAUCUACAAAGACAAGUUGUCAUCACAGGCCUUCAGACCCAAGGAGCCAUGCAGCUACUGAAACACUUGUAUACUAUGGAAUAUUUUGUUACCUACAGCAAAGAUGGGCGAAAGUGGAUUGCUUUUAAAGGAAAACACACCAAAACACAAAUGCUUUUUGAGGGAAAUUCAGAUGGUACUGAAGUAAAAGAAAACCACAUCGACCCUCCUAUUAUUGCCAGAUAUGUGAGGCUGUAUCCAACCAAGUUCUACAACAGGCCUACGUUCCGCAUUGAACUCCUGGGUUGUGAAGUUGAAGGGUGCUCUUCGCCAUUGGGAAUGGCCAGCGGGGCUAUCAGGAAUUCAGAGAUUACAGCCUCUUCUUACAAGAAGACUUGGUGGAGUUCAUGGGAACCAUUCCUUGCCCGCCUCAAUCUGAAAGGGCGGACAAAUGCUUGGCAACCAAAGGCAAACAACAAUGAUCAGUGGCUACAAAUUGAUCUGCAACAGCUUAUGAAGAUAACAAGCAUAAUAACUCAAGGAGCUAAAUCAAUGUCUACAGAAAUGUAUGUGAAAACAUUUUCCAUCCAUUAUAGUGAUGAUGAUUCAAUAUGGAAGCCUCAUUUGGAUGCUUCCACUUCCAUGGAAAAGGUGUUCACAGGAAACAUUAACAGUGAUGGGCAUGUCAAACACUUUUUCAAACCACCUAUAUUUUCCCGGUUCAUUCGUGUCAUCCCUAAAACAUGGAAUCAAAAUAUUGCAUUCCGGAUAGAACUCUUUGGUUGUGAUGCUUUUUAGGGCUUGGGCAGAAGACCAUCAAAUCAAGAAAUUUCAACCUUUUAAGUUUGCUUAUCACUAACUCUGUUUUUAAAAGGAAAUAAAAACAAAAACAUAAUAAAACUGUACUUACCCAAAGCAUUUUCAGCUACAGCUUUCAAAUAGCUUUGGAAAUAUCAAUUAAAAUAGAACUAAAGUGACUACACAAUAAAUAACUGUAUUGCUAUUUUAAUCAUGAAUGUAUAUCCUAGUAUGAUGAAAUCUUAUUUUUUGCCAGUUUCACAUUCUCUGUCUCCCUCUUCUCAAAUAGAAAACAUUAUCUUUCAUUUUUUUGUUGAACCUGCAUGUGAGGGCAUAUGAAAUAUUACAUUAAUUAAACCUUAGCAGGUUGGAGCUUCUAGCUCAACUUGGCUGAUCUAGAAAGUUAAACCACGUUGGCCAUGGUUAGUAUAUGUUCCGUAUCACAGACUUAAAGAAAACUUUUAAUGAAGACAGACAACAGCAACUGUUAGAUCAGGAGCAUAAAUACUGAUACCAAUGGUGCCUUUCUAAAAUCUCUAUGAAUUAUCUUGUGUUUGAAGAAUGAAUCAACGUGACUACAAUAUUCAGUUAAAAUGAUUCAUUUCAAUUACCUUUCUAACAUCUACCAAAAAUGAACCAAUUCCAAUGAAUUAGUGCAUGUUUUGCUUUAGAAAUUAAACAUACCUAAACUAGAGCAGAAGUACCUUUACUGUUAUUUCAGGCUAGACAGAUCCUUAACUUGUGUAUAAGUUGCAAAGUGAGAGGCACUGAGGGUCAUUUGUGUUGGAAUCCUUACUGCUGACAUGGUACACUUUAUUUAUUCAUAUAUGUAUUGAUUUGCUCACUUAGAAAAUAAGAAAUAUCAGAAAUUAUAUUAAUAGUGGCAUAAAUAUAAGAAGCAAGA
Messenger RNA from Candoia aspera, 6783 nucleotides. RefSeq names its product coagulation factor V (gene F5). Lineage: Eukaryota; Metazoa; Chordata; Lepidosauria; Squamata; Candoiidae. The record is from RefSeq and is a predicted model, not a curated record. Gene Ontology annotation, molecular function: oxidoreductase activity; copper ion binding; signaling receptor activity. Gene Ontology annotation, cellular component: plasma membrane. Bases 75 to 5879 code for a protein of 1934 amino acids. The transcript has 25 exons.